AUGAGAUCACCAACUCCGCCUCCAAGAGAUUAUCCUCGAGGCAAUCUCGUGAAUAACAUAUUUGGUGUUCCUUUCGACACCUCUGCGCCGCCAAACCUGCUGAAACCGUCUCAGGCUCAUCCGGUGCCUGUUCCAGCUGGAAUUCCCCAGGGUAACAGCAAACCAAUUCCCACCAACGCUUUCUUUGGAAAUUUGCUUGUUGAACCUCAGAAUCUGCCUAUAUGGACUCAUCCGUAUUCUGUUUGGAGAUGUUCGGAUCCAGAGUUUAACGGUCUGGCGGUUGCCCAAAUUGACGACCACAUGAAGGUGUUUGGUCCUGAGCCUGACAAGGACCCAGUCCAGUUCUUCUUCAAUCCCGGUGGAAUUGUUUCUGUCUGUCUAGGAUGUGAUUCCUGGACCAACGGAUUACCUUCUCCCAAAUUUUUGGACUGGGAUAAGACUUAUGUGACAUUUUCGAUGGACAAUGUCAAAUUCACUUUGGUUCAAGGCAUGGGAUUCGUGACUGGAGUAUACGGACAGGGUUCCAGACCGGUGAUCUCUUCGAAAGUUGGGAUCGCUAGUUUCCGGAAGGUUUCAGCAAGCGGGAACUGUACUAAGUUUGUUCUGAGACUAUUUGACAAUGUCGAAUGGAGUGUUUAUGUGAACUCCAGUGAGGACUUUGACCUGGCUGACCGUAAUCAUUUUGUCAUGAAAUCAAAUACGCACUCAGAGCUGAUUGUCCAAGUUGCAAAGGGAGAUUUCGAUGUGUAUGAUCAAACUGCAGGUUGUUAUAUUGAAAAAAUGCACUUGGAGGGCAAUUUGAAUGGACAGAAUAUUCAAUACUCUUUCAACUAUAGCGUGCAAGGCAACUCCAAGAGUGGAAGUCCACUUAUAUGGACUCUCCCUCACCAGUACGCAUCCAUGGAACCGUCGAUGCAAUCUCGCUGGGCCCAGGGGCCAGACCUGAACUCUACUGUGAAGGGAAGAAUGAAGGCUUUCGUGACCAAUCGUUUUGAGAUGGUUGAAAAGACCCCUCCUGCCCUUCCACUUGACCCAUGGAACCCACCACCAAACAUCAACGGUAAUUCUUUGGAGUUGAUAAAGCAGACACUUCAAGCCGAAGUUGCUCAAUUUAGUGUUGAGGGCGAAAGUGAUACGGACUCCAUGUACACGUCUGGAAAAAUCCUUGACAAAGGAGCCUACAUUUUGUAUGUUGCUGCCUUCAUCGUGAAGGAUAGGGCUUUGGCCACGGAAUGGCUUGAUAAAAUGAAAAGAGCUUUUGAAAGGUUUACAAAGAACGAGCAGAAAGAGCCUUUGGUCUAUGAUACCCAUUGGAAAGGUGUGGUUUCAUCGUCUGGUCUAGAUGGUAAUUUCUACAAGGAUUUUGGAAACACGUUCUACAACGAUCAUCACUUCCAUUAUGGCUACCAUAUUCACACAGCAGCUUUGAUCACUUUGGCAGACCGAGUAUACUCUACUGGUAAAUGGCUAGACGGGCACAAGCAAUGGAUCGAGACUUUGAUCAGAGACGUUGCCAAUCCGAACUCGUCGGACCCUUACUUCUCCACUUCUAGGGCAUUCGAUUGGUUCCACGGUCAUUCGUGGGCCAAUGGACUAUUUGCAUCUGGUGAUGGAAAAGACGAGGAAAGUUCUUCAGAGGACUAUAAUUUUGCCUAUGCUUUGCACACCUAUGGCAAAGUUGCGGGAAAUUCUCAAAUGGAAACCAUUGGCGCUCUUAUGAUGAGCGUCUUGAAGAGAUCCGUCAACUCCUACAUGCUUUUUGGCAGGGAUAACUCUGUAGUUCCCGCCAAAUUCAAGCGCAACAAGUGCAGUGGGAUUCUUUUCGAGAACAAGAUCGACCAUGUCACAUACUUUGGUCUGAACAAAGAGUAUAUUCACGGGAUCCACAUGAUUCCGGUCACGCCAUGUUCGUUCUACGUGAGGUCGGCCGAGUUCGUGAACGAUGAAUGGAAUGAACAACACUUCGACGACCUGGUGAAAAACAUGGAUUCCGGUUGGAGAGGUAUUCUGAUGCUGAAUCUUGCAAUUGCGGACUCCAAAAAGGCCUGGAACUUCUUUGCUCAGUCAGGGUUCAAUCCACAAUGGCUUGACAAUGGUAUGUCAAGAACGUGGUCCCUGGCGUUGAUUGCCAGUGUCGGAGGGUCUUGA
Molecule: messenger RNA, 2148 nt
Organism: Kuraishia capsulata CBS 1993
Lineage: Eukaryota; Fungi; Ascomycota; Pichiomycetes; Pichiales; Pichiaceae
Exons: 1
Coding region: 1-2148 (715 amino acids)
Cellular component (GO): cell surface
Molecular function (GO): endo-1,3(4)-beta-glucanase activity; glucan endo-1,3-beta-D-glucosidase activity
Source: RefSeq, a predicted model, not a curated record